AUGGUCACGCAUGCUGUGAACGUAGCAGCGCUGUCAAAAGCGGAGUUAAAAUAUUAAUUUAAAAUAUUAUUCAUAUCGAAAAGUGCUCAAAAACUGCAUUAGAAAAAGUGUACUAUGUCGGCUUCAAUGAUAAGGAAGGGACUGGAACUGCUGAGCAACGACCUUAAAGAUGCUGGCAAGAGUCACAAGAAGAGCUCCCAGAAAGUGUCUGUGAUGGAUCAGAUCAGCUCUAAUAAGAAGGGUGUUCGGAAGCAGAUCCGUCGGCUUCAGGCCCACAGCAGAGCCGCAAAGAGCAAAACCACAGUCAAAGACAAGCGUGUCAAAAAUGCUUUAGAGGAAUACAGAAAAAAGCAGAAGAAAAGUCAGCUCAAGUCAAAUCUGAAGUACUUCCUGGGAACCAGCUACAAAAUAAACGAACACCACACAAAGACGAUCCUGAAGCAGAACACUGGCCGUCUGUCCCGCCACCAGCCAGACAAGCCAGUCAAGAAACCGCAGGAAAAAUCCAUCUUCACAGAGGAGGAGUUCCAGAGGUUCCAGGAGGAAUAUUUUUCUAAUCUGUGAUGUCAUUGUGGACUGUUCUGGACACAGUAGAGGAGGUUUGAUGCAGGUUAUCCUGCAGACCCUGGAAAGUGGAAAAUUCAGAAGGACUGAACUUCAGAUAUUCAUUUUUCAUUUUCACAUGUUUGUGUUUUUCAUUUUGUGUUGUUUUAUAAAUAAAUAGUCAUUUGAUGGUUUUGCCAAAA
Colossoma macropomum (tambaqui) is the source of this 746-nucleotide messenger RNA. RefSeq names its product ribosomal protein S19 binding protein 1 (gene rps19bp1). Gene Ontology annotation, cellular component: nucleolus. The transcript is spliced from 4 exons. The record is from RefSeq and is a predicted model, not a curated record. Lineage: Eukaryota; Metazoa; Chordata; Actinopteri; Characiformes; Serrasalmidae. Gene Ontology annotation, molecular function: enzyme binding. Bases 115 to 564 code for a protein of 149 amino acids.